This is a messenger RNA of Phalacrocorax carbo (great cormorant), 2145 nucleotides long. NCBI's taxonomy places the organism in Eukaryota, Metazoa, Chordata, Aves, Suliformes, Phalacrocoracidae. The record is from RefSeq and is a predicted model, not a curated record.
CCCCCUCCCCACUCCCUGCGGGGGCGGGGGGAACCGCGGACCCCCCCGCUCUCCCCCGCCCCCGCGGGGACCGGCUCCCCCUGCCCGCCCCCGGCCCAGAGCCCUGCGGGGAGGCGGCGGGAUGGAGCGGGCGGCGGGCGAGGGCCGGCCCCUGCUGCCGGCGGCGGCGCCCAGCGCCGGGCUCUCCUCCGCCGGAGCCGUCUUCAUCAUGCUGAAGUCUGCGCUGGGCGCGGGGCUGCUGAGCUUCCCCUGGGCCUUCAGCAGGGCCGGCGGCGCCGCCCCCGCCCUCCUGGUGGAGCUGGGCUCGCUGGUCUUCCUGGUGAGCGGGCUGGCAGUGCUGGGCUACGCAGCGGCCCUCAGUGCCCAGCCCACCUACCAGGGGGUUGUCCGGGCGGUGUGCGGGGCAGCAGUGGGGAAGCUCUGUGAGGUCUGCUUCUUCCUCAACCUCUUCAUGAUAUCUGUGGCCCUUCUCAGGGUGGUGGGCGACCAGCUGGAGAAAUUGUGCGACUCCCUGUACCCCAACGGGACACUAAGUGGGGCCCCUCUGCCACUCCCCUGGUAUGUGGACCAGCGCUUCACCCUCUCGGCUCUCUGCAUCCUCAUCAUCUUCCCGCUCUCCGUCCCCAGGGAGAUUGGCUUCCAGAAGUACUCCAGCAUCCUGGGCACACUGGCCGCCUGCUACCUCACUCUGGUCAUCAUCCUGAAGUACUACCUGCAGGCAGAGAGUCUGGGCUCACCCGAGAGCCCUCAGCCCUCCAGGGCCUUCUCCUGGGCCUCCAUCUUCAGUGUCAUCCCCACCAUCUGCUUCGGCUUCCAGUGCCACGAGGCCUGCGUGGCCAUCUACAGCAGCAUGAGCAACCAGAGCUUCUCCCACUGGGUCACCGUCUCCGUGCUCUCCAUGCUUGUCUGCCUGCUCAUCUACUCCCUCACCGGGCUUUACGGCUACCUCACCUUCGGCGAGGCUGUGGCAUCUGAUGUCCUGAUGUCCUACCCAGGGAAUGACCCAGUUGUCAUUGUCGCCCGCCUGCUCUUCGGUGUCUCCAUUGUCACCAUCUACCCCAUCGUGGUGCUGUUGGGCAGGUCAGUGGUGAGGGACGUGUGGGCGACCCCUAAGCGUGGGGCUGCGGUGGUGCCCGAGGUGCACGAGCAGCGGAACCGGGUGCUGCUGACAGUCGCCUGGAUGGCUGCCACGCUCGCCAUCGCCCUGUUCGUCCCGGACAUCGGCAAGGUCAUUGAGCUCAUUGGGGGCAUCAGCGCCUUCUUCAUCUUCAUCUUCCCAGGGCUGUGCCUGGUGUGCAUGACCGGGACCUGCACCCUUGGGCCACGCAAAAAGGCUGCUCUCAUCACCUGGGGCAUCCUCUCUGUGCUUGGCGGCGCCUUUGUCUGUGGGCAGAGUGCUGCCCUGGCCGUGCUGGGGUUGCUGCACUGAGGGACCAUGGACUCCGGCGUGCCUCCCCACCCCCAGCCCCAUCACCCAGACAGCCACCCCAGACACGGCUACACCACUGGAUCCCAUCGCGAUUUUAUUUGGCAUCACCAUCCCUGUUUAAGAGCAGCUAAUAAAGAUGGGACAGGGUAUCAGUAAGGGCCCUGCGCCACGCCCCGAGGGACCCCUGGGCUUGGCAGGAUGGGGACAGGACGGGCAGCGAGUGCUGCACACAGACAGACAAGACAGAUGUACAGGCCCCGGGGGGGGGGAGGGGGCGGGGCGGACAGCCACCCCCCAUGCCUGCAAGGCACCCGCUGCCACAUAUGAAGGAAACCCUUUGGGACUGCCAGCACCCCACAGGACUAAGAGGCACCCCAGGAGGAGGGAUACCCCCCCUUCACCACCACCUUGAACCCCCCCCAGGGACACGAGUCCCCACCCCUGCAGGUGCACACACACUACACCGGGCACAGCCUCACCUUCCUCCCACCCCGCCCAGCUCCCUCCCCAGUUGGCCCUGGGGACUGGCAGGGACCCCCAGCUUGCCCCCACCAGGGGGCUCCAGCCUCCCACUCCCACCCCUCAUUACUGGUUCCCUACCCUGGCUAGCCCUCUCCCCAUUUCCCGGCUGCCUGUACCCUGCCUCCCCAUUUGCCUGCCUGCGGGAUGCCCCCACCCACCCAGUCCUGCCAGCCCCUCCCUGGCAGACCCCACUC